Messenger RNA from Drosophila elegans, 1392 nucleotides. RefSeq names its product transmembrane protein 53-B. The record is from RefSeq and is a predicted model, not a curated record. The transcript has 3 exons. Lineage: Eukaryota; Metazoa; Arthropoda; Insecta; Diptera; Drosophilidae. Bases 204 to 1235 code for a protein of 343 amino acids.
AGGAUCUGUGCUGCGAAAGAAAAAUCAACGGCCUGGAGCAAACACCUUAGCAAGACUAUCGUUUACGUUCUAAACUAUAAACUGCUGACAAAAUCAAUAUUGCACUUUCCGUUCCAGACCAACCGUAUCCUGGCAGUAGUCUUUGCGUGACCAGGCAAAAAAAAAAGAAAAUAAAAUAAUUAUCCAAAUGCAAUAAGAAUGACAUGAUGUCGUCCUCGCUUUUGCAUCCUUAUGGGCUGAAAACGGACGAGAUAGGCAGCAAACCUAACGAAGUGGCGGCGACAAUACACAACUCUGGGCGUUGUUCCCUACCACCACAGGAGGUGGACUCGUUGGAGUACUUCAUAAAGUUCCCGAAGCCCUCGUCUGAACACGACUUUGUACUGGCUAACGCUUAUGACAGCGAGGACAUCAACGUGCCCAUCGUAAUGCUAUUGGGAUGGGCGGGCUGCCAGGAUCGAUACCUAAUGAAAUACUCGAAAAUCUAUGAGGAUAAGGGCCUUAUAACUGUCAGAUACACGGCCCCACUAGAUACCCUGUUUUGGAAGCGAUCUGAAAUGGUUUCAAUCGGCGAGAAAAUCCUCAAACUGAUUCAGGAUAUGAAUUUUGAUGCCCACCCUCUAAUAUUUCACAUAUUCUCGAAUGGCGGAGCCUACCUUUACCAACAUAUUAAUCAAGCUGUGAUCAAGUACAAGUCCCCGCUGCAAGUGCGCGGAGUGAUUUUCGACUCGGCCCCUGGGGAGCGGAGAAUGCUCGGUUUGUAUCGCGCCAUCACAGCUAUUUAUGGACGGAAAAAACGCUGCAACUGCUUAACGGCACUGGCCAUAACCAUUACCCUUACAAUUAUGUGGUUUGUAGAGGAAUCUGUUUCCGCCUUCAAAAGUAUUUUUGUGCAGUCGACUUCGGUCCACCCCAGCCCGUUUGUCGAACUAAAGAAGGAGAACAAUAAGUUCCCACAGCUGUUCUUAUACUCCAAAAGUGACAUUGUCAUCCCAUACCGAGAUAUUGAGAAGUUUAUCCGACUCCGACGCGAGCAGGGCAUUGAGGUAUCGUCGGUAUGCUUCGAAAAUGCCGAGCACGUGAAGAUCUACACCAAGUAUCCUAAACAGUACAUCCAGACUGUGUGUAACUUUAUAAAAAAAUGUAUGGCAAUACCUGCUCUGAAAGUGGCCGGCAAUUAUGAGCCAAGUUCGAACUCAGAAAAAGUAUAUCGAUCAAACCAAAAGUACGAAUAGAAGGUCAACCCACGAGUUGAAAAGCAUAACAAAAUCACCUACGGAAAAAACAUGCAAAAUAUAUAUUUUAAACGAAUAUAAUUAUUGAAAAUUUAAAGCGCUUGAAUGUAGAAACGAAUUUGAAACUUAUUGAAAUAAAUACAUAUUACACAUUAAA